Messenger RNA from Malurus melanocephalus (red-backed fairy wren), 2187 nucleotides. RefSeq lists its product as uncharacterized. Bases 950 to 1654 code for a protein of 234 amino acids. NCBI's taxonomy places the organism in Eukaryota, Metazoa, Chordata, Aves, Passeriformes, Maluridae. The transcript has 6 exons. The record is from RefSeq and is a predicted model, not a curated record.
UCGCCCCGCCCCACCCCCGCGGGAAGGUGGCGGCGGCCGUGCACCUGCGGCGGGGACGGACGGACGGACGGACGGAUAUGCACGGGGCGGGAGCGCCGGCAGAAGCGGCCCGACGGGGCGCCCCCCUCACCUCUGCCGCGCACCGGCAAGGGGCGGACAACAGCCGCCCCGCGUGGACAGGGGUGGGUGACAAACUUUAGGAGAGUCACCCCCGCGUGGGCGGGGGCUGCUCUGCGGUGCCCCGUGCGGUGAAGUUUUUCACGAGAGAAGGCUUUCGUAGAGUGCCCCAGGGUGCGCCUCUUUCACGCGUAAAGCAAAGCAUCGGACGGUGGAGCAAACCCGCGUUUGCGGGCGCUGCCGCCCCACGCGGGGCACAAACUUUAGGAGACACGGGCUUGUGGCSGCCCAGCCCGCGGCACAGCGUCCCUCGCCGCCGCGCAGUGGCAGCGGCUCUGCCGCGCGUCGCGGGGCUGUCAGCAAGAACCGCGCGGGCAUUUUCCACGUGGGAGGCAGGAAAUAAACACGAAAUCRAGCAUCAGGUUGCGGCGCGUGGAACAACCGGUGGUACUGAGGCAUGGGUGUUCGGUGCUGGCGGCCCCGGCCCCCUGCGCAGCACGACCCAAGUUUAGUGUCAAUUUAACUCUAUACCGUCCCGCUCCCGGCCGACUCCCGGCCGCAAGCUUGGGAGGAAUAAAAACUGGGAUAUAAAAAAAACCCACAAAAGUGGAUCUCGGCAGGUCUGGACUGCGGUCCGGACAGAAAACUGCCGGGCGCACUCUGUCCCGCCUGGCCGCGGCUUUCCGCGGCGCGGGGCAGGGAGCAUCCGCACCCUUGUCCCGGUUGUCGCGGAGCGUUGCCCGGCCGCUGAYAGCGGGGAGGAGCGGCUGAACGAGGGGAAACAGCCUCAGGCUUGCGGGCAGCGGGGGAAUACACCGGGGAGAGGGAAUAAAUGUCCUGCGGAGGGCCGAGCGGCAGAGGAGAGCUGCAGGGCACUCGGCGACAGGCCCCUACUUCGGAUCAACUCAUUAUCCCGAAUAAACGAUGUGUCAUUCCCAUUAUUUAUGUUUCACUGCAGCCAAAGUAUCUGGACCUCGUUUUGCAGAUGUGUUUGCACCUCCAAGACAUGGAGGUUGUUGGAACAGUCUUUGCCAUGAGGAAAGGCCCACAUCCAGCACCAAGGUACUCUGCUGGUGUACCUGUAUCCUCCCUGCUGAUUAAACACCACGCUGUAAGGGUAGAAGGCCCACUGGGACACCCUGGAGUGAAGUUUGCUGCAAAGAUGUUUGCGCAUUUUGUAUCCAGACUUUUGCUUCUUGCGUUAGAUCCAGCACGGGUCAAAGUUGCUUUACAUCACCUUGACUGGUUCCAAAGGAAGCCUUCCAAUAAAGGGAUCAUUGCAACAUGGCCUGUUGAAAUACGUCCAGCUCCUGAAAGCAGGCUGGCAGCAUGUCSUCAGUGUGGGACACGGCCACUCCCCGGCCCAGCCAGCAGAGAGAGGGACAGCUUUUGGGUCUCCUGCCAACUGCCUCGUACAGGGAGGAGAGAGGGAACAUCCAAAAUGAUGCUUCUCUGGUGGGGUAGAUUAACUGAAUGGAGCUACCCAGGUGAAGGAAUAAACCUUGAAAGCAGAACUGAAACCCAUAUCUUCACCUGAAAAAGACAACAGCUUUACUCAGUAAAAAUAAAUGAAAAGUCACGACUUUGGACACCUUUCCUAAAUUCCAGGGAAAGGUGUUCUGCUUUGUCUGGGUGCCUCAGAGGCCGGUGUGUGCUUGGUGCCAUCGCCAGAGAGAGGUGCAGCAGUGUGGUGAUGGUGAGGAGGACAAGACCUGAGGUUGGAGCACCUCAGGUGGGGAGCAAUGUGCUCACAAAACAAUUUCCAAAGGGAGCCUGAGAAGUUACAGGUGACCAAAAAGUCAUGGUGUGACAAGACCAUGCACCAGACCCCACAGCUGGAAUUGCUGUCCCAAAGAAAUCUUACACCUUCUUGGGAAGAGGGGACUCUGCCUCAGUGCUUUUCUGCUUUCCAAAUAYGGGCUGGCUGAGGAGCCUGCUGCAAGCAGCGCUGGCCCAGAUGGUGGCAAUGUCCUGUGGUGUCAUUAUGGACCAGCUGCUGGAGGGUGGGAUGCCUGCACAAGCACAUGGAGACACAGGGAGAGCAGACGGGUGUCCAUACACACGAGUGCU